AUGGACGUCAAAUCAUUUUACAGUUCAAAACCACGCACUUUUCUGGCCCUAGUGCCAGAAAAUCCUGAGGACUCAGAUGCGGAUCUGAGCGAUGAUGACCCUGUAGAGGAUCCAGACUAUCUGCCCACACCAGCAGAAGAGGCUUCGUUUGAUUCAGUGGAUGAGGAGGAGGUUGCCUCAAGUUCAUCCUCUAAACCACCAUCCAAAAAGAAGAGGAGAAUGGGGAAGAACUCCCUGAAAACUGUUUCUUUGGCAGAGCUACAGGACACACCUGAACCAUCACCCCCAGAUGAAAAGGAAGGCAGAAGAAGAUUGUGGCGGCAUGAAGACAUUGAGACAUUCCAGGUUCCAGACUCAAGUUUUAACCACCCUGAUGCUGUAAAGACACCCUUUCAGUAUUUUAAAAUGCUCUUCACAGAUGAGAUGAUUACACAUAUCUCGGAGCAAACCAAUCUCUACGCUGCCCAGGAGCUGGGAGAUCCAAUCAGCACCAGUCCUGAAGAGAUCGAAAAAUUCCUGGCAAUGCUUCUCUUCAUGGGUGUUUUCAGUUUCCCAGCCAUCGAUGACUACUGGUGCAUUGAGUCACGGUUCGGUGUGAUAGCCGAUAUUAUGCCAAGGAGAAGAUUCAAGCUGUUACGCCGGUACCUUCAUUUUAAUGACAAUCAGCAGUGCGAUGGCAGUCCAGACCGGUUCUACAAAAUCCGCCCCCUUUUUGACAUGCUUCGUCAGCAGUGUCUUCUGAUCCCAUCCACUUACCAGCACAGUGUGGAUGAGGUCAUGGUGGCGUAUAAAGGCACAAGGGCUGGCUCUCUCCGCCAGUAUAUUGCCAACAAGCCAGACAAGUGGGGCUUUAAAUUGUUCUGCCGGGCCAGCUCAUCUGGCAUCAUUCAUGACUUUCUGCUUUAUCAGGGGGCAUCCACAUUCUUCAACGUUGCCCUAACUGAGCAGGAGGAGGCACUGCUUCUAGGGGCCAAACUUGUGACAACACUCUGCAAAACCAUCACACUGCCGAGACUUUCAGUCGUCUUCUGUGAUAACUUCUUCACCAGUUUCGACUUGGUCCAGAACCUGGAAGAGAACCUGGGCAUCAGGUGCAUUGGCACUGUCCGACCUAACCGCAUGGGUGGAGCAACCUUAAAGACGGACAAAGAGCUGAUGAAGGAAGGACGUGGAGCUUUUGACUUCAUGUCUGCUGAAGGGCUGCUCGCAGUGAAAUGGUUCGAUAAUAAAUGUGUGAGCCUUCUUAGCAGUGCCAGUGGGAUCACACCUCUUUCCUCUGUCAAACGGUGGAGCAAAGAGGCCAAAGCAAAGGUCAGUGUUGCGUGCCCUUCACUCAUCCUUGCCUACAAUCAGCAUAUGGGAGGCAUUGAUCUGUCUGAUAUGCUGGUGCACAUGUACAAGACCCCGGCGAAAUCCAGGCGAUGGUACCUUCCGCUGUUUGGAUACAUCCUAGACCUCUGCAUCUCAAAUGCCUGGCUUGUCUACAAGCGGGACUGCAGCUUCCAGAAAGAAACACCGCUGACUCUCAAAAAGUUCCGACUGGCAGUUGCACACACUAUGGCUCAAGUCAACAAGCCAGCAUCCAAAGUUGGCCGACCUUCAUCAUCCUCUCCACCACAGAUGUGGUCAAAGAAAAAGUCCAAUACCCCAAGACCCUCCCACCCACAACCAGAUGUACAGUAUGAUAAUUUCGGACAUUUGCCACUUCACUCAAACAAGCGGGGGCGAUGCAACCUUUGUCCAAAGGGAGUGUCGAGAUGGAAGUGCCAGAAAUGUAAUGUAUUCCUGUGCAUGAAUGGAAAGAUGGAAUGCUUUGCAGCAUACCAUCGCAAAUGAAUGGCCAAAGGCAGCCCUUACUGCACAGUGGAGGCUUUCUUUUUCUCCCACUGACAUUAAAAAAAAAAAUCUAAUCAAAUCUUGU
This is a messenger RNA of Carassius auratus (goldfish), 1921 nucleotides long. Its product is annotated as piggyBac transposable element-derived protein 3-like. Lineage: Eukaryota; Metazoa; Chordata; Actinopteri; Cypriniformes; Cyprinidae. The transcript has a single exon. The coding region runs from base 1 to 1836 and encodes 611 amino acids. The record is from RefSeq and is a predicted model, not a curated record.